AUGACACUCGCAGUCAACCACCAGUUCACCCUCAUCGCGCCUGACCGUCCGGGGACCGGCCUCUCAACCUUCCAACCCAACCGCAAAAUCCCAGACUGGCCCACCGACGUCCUCUCCCUCGUAAGCCACCUCUCAAUCCCCACCUUCCACGUCAUCGCUGGCUCAGGCGGCUCCCCCUACGCCCUAGCCUGCACCAAAACCCUUCCCGCAUCCCGCCUCCUCAGCACAACCAUCAUCUCCGGCAUCUACCCCUUAUCCCUCGGUACCACCGGCAUGCUCCUCCGCAUCAAAGCCGUCCUCUACGCCAUGACCUACCUGCCCACCUUCCUCCUCCAGCGACUUCUCGAGUGGGAAUUCCCCACCACCGAAACCCCAGAGGAAUUCGAGGCGAAGUUCAUGAGCGUGAUGGAGAAGCGGAGUGUGAGGGAUAGGCAGUGUUUGGAUGAUGAGGCGUUUCGGAGGUGUAUGGUUGGUUCGAUGAGAGAGGCGUUUCGAGGGGGCAGUCUGGGGCCGGCGUAUGAGGCGGGGUUGUUUGGGGAGUGGGGGUUUGGGGUUGAGGAGGUGGUGGGAAAGAAGGUGGUGCUUUGGCAUGGGAGAGGUGAUGUUAAUGUGCCGGUGGGGAUGGCGGAGCGGGCUGCGGAGAAGAUGGAGUGUAGAUUGAGGAUUGUGGAGGGGGAGACACAUUUGAGUUUGCCGUAUUAUCAUAUCGAGGAGAUUAUUAGGGAGGUAUUGGGGAAGGAGAAUGGAGAUGGAAGAAGUUUUGGUGUUUAA
Mollisia scopiformis is the source of this 771-nucleotide messenger RNA. RefSeq names its product alpha/beta-hydrolase. The transcript has 3 exons. Lineage: Eukaryota; Fungi; Ascomycota; Leotiomycetes; Helotiales; Mollisiaceae. The coding region runs from base 1 to 771 and encodes 256 amino acids. The record is from RefSeq and is a predicted model, not a curated record.